CGCAGAGGCGGCGGCGUGCUGCGUCGUUACAUUUGAACCGAGUGGCGGGAGCUGCUGGGGCUGCGCGGAGGCCUGUGCGGGGGGCGCGCGCCGGCGGCGGGCCUGGCCAUGGCGCGGCAGCUGUCCCGGGAGCAGGGCAUCACCCUGCGCGGCAGCGCCGACAUCGUGGCCGAGUUCUUCUCAUUUGGCAUCAACAGCAUUUUGUAUCAGCGCGGCAUUUACCCGUCCGAAACCUUCACUCGCGUGCAGAAGUACGGGCUCACCUUGCUGGUCACCACGGACCCCGCGCUCAUGAAGUACCUGAGCAACGUGGUGGAGCAGCUGAAAGAUUGGCUGUACAAGUGCUCCGUGCAGAAGCUGGUGGUGGUCAUCUCGAACAUUGAAGAUGGGGAGGUCCUGGAGAGGUGGCAGUUUGACAUCGAGUGUGACAAGACGGCCAGAGAUGACAGUGCACCCAGGGAGAAGUCUCAGAAAGCCAUCCAGGACGAGAUCCGUUCGGUCAUCAGACAGAUCACCGCCACGGUGACCUUCCUGCCGCUGCUGGAGGCUUCCUGUUCAUUUGACCUGCUGAUCUACACAGACAAAGACUUGGUGGUGCCUGAGAAGUGGGAAGAGUCCGGACCGCAGUUCAUUGCCAACUCUGAGCAGGUCCGCCUGCGCUCCUUCACGACGACCAUCCACAAGGUGAACAGCAUGGUGGCCUACAAGAUCCCCGCCAACGACUGAAGGAGCCGGGGCGGAAUGGAAUCCCACACGUGUGUCCUGAGGCCAAGUCAACUGUAGUUCUUGUUUUGUUUCAUUGAUACUUUUGAGGUGGGGAAACUUAGCCUUGUACUUCACUGCACUGCGUGUUGUCCAUCUGUUUGUGCCUGUUUGACUCUCCAUGGGGUUGACAUGAUUUCCAUAGGGUUGACACUGUUCGAAGGGAACCAGCAGGUCACGUCAGCACUGGAAUGUCACCUCCUUUGAAGGCGGAACCUGGAGAUGGGAAACUUUUGCUAUUCAGCGAAAUGCCUUCCUAAAUCAGAACUUUCAGUCAAGUAGCCUGACUCCGAGUCUAGGUGAAUAUGGAACAGCAACAGAAGUCCGAAUAUCAGAAUCUUUGUUUAGUUCUAAAGUAACUGAUCAGCCACAGUCACAGUCUUCCUAGCAGGUCCUUUUGCCAUUUAUUUCAUUUGUAUAGUUUCCAUAUUGAAAACCCUCAAUUACUUGACUUUAAUGUAUAUAAUUUACACUUACAAAUCUGUCGCUAUUUCUCCUGUUUCAAUUCCGCUGAUACAGAACUCUUAAUGUCUUUUUGUGUUUUAUAAAAUCAAGCUUUAAAUGACUGAUAAA
Myotis daubentonii (Daubenton's bat) is the source of this 1335-nucleotide messenger RNA. It is a transcript of the gene MAD2L1, whose product is annotated as mitotic arrest deficient 2 like 1. Gene Ontology annotation, biological process: mitotic spindle assembly checkpoint signaling. The record is from RefSeq and is a predicted model, not a curated record. Gene Ontology annotation, cellular component: kinetochore; cytoplasm; nucleoplasm. NCBI's taxonomy places the organism in Eukaryota, Metazoa, Chordata, Mammalia, Chiroptera, Vespertilionidae.